AUGAACAGCAAAUCAUCAAAAUCGUCCGGCGAAGAAUAUAUGGAGAACGAUUCCGGGAACAAUUGGCGCCUCUUUACUUCAAAGGAUAUGAAUGAAGGACCAUUACGUUCUCGAGCCUCUGGCCCCACUGCUCAGGGGAGUGCCCUGUCUGAUAUAACCAAUAAUAUUGUUCAAGACCGUUGCUCUGUCAAGCCUAGGUUGCGUAGAAAUGUUAAAGUACCUCACCACACUCCAACAGGAAAUAGUUUCAACCUCACUUCUCCAACGUCCACUCCUGCAAGUACAAUAUGUAAUGCCAGUAGUAGUGGGGACCAAUUUAUUCCUCCAAAGAAAGCUAUGAGACGAUGCCAUCCUGAAUCGAGUAGAACUCUAUUCCCUGAUGAAGAAGUACUAGAAACACAAGAUCAAAGCAAUGAUAUCUAUGAACCAGAGACUAACAUUGUUCAUGGUCCAUGGUUUACUGACGAUGAGGAUGACUCAGAUUAUGUCAUAGAGAACUCCAUUGAAGACUACUCGAUGUCAGAUGAGUGUGACAGUGAUCAAGAGGAAAAUGUUGUUCCUCCCGUCCAAUUAGGAGCAAAAGAUAAAUGGAAGAGUAAACGUGUUGUGGCAGAUGAGUAUGCAAGCUUGGGUGGACCCUCUGCUAAGUGUUUAAAAUGCAAUGCAAGAAUGUGGAAAGAAGAGAGGGUCAAUAAAAAUGUUACGAAGGGCACUCCAAUUUUCUCUAUAUGCUGUAAGAAAGGUGCCGUGAAGUUGCCACCUUCUCUUCCAACUCCUGACUAUCUACUGCACCUUCACACUGAUGCUGUUAAAUCUCCUGCCUUUCAUCGCUGUAUACGACUAUACAAUUCUAUGUUUUCGUUUACAUCGACAGGUGGGAAUGUGGAUCAUUCAAUCAAUAAAGGAGGCUGUCCAUAUAUAUACAGAUUGAAAGGUCAGAAUUUUCAUGUUUUUGGUUCUUUGAUACCAAAUACAGGCGAGGAGCCCAAAUUCUGUCAAUUAUAUAUAUAUGACACUGCCAAUGAGAUUACUAAUCGCAUGCGUUGGGUAAAUGUUAAAGACCAGGACAAAGUCGAUGUUCAGGUUGUUCAGGGUCUUAUUAACAUGUUGGAUGAUACCAAUGAGUUGGUUCGAGAAUUCAGAACAAGACGUGACCGAUUUGAAAAUAAUGACAUCAUUGAUUUGAAGAUCACCUUAAAGGUUUGUCGAGCCCAGAGUGGCAGAGAGAAUCACAUUGCUCCUUCAGACGAGGUGGCUGGGAUCAUGGUUGGUGAAAGCAACACUACCUGCGGUGAUCGAGAUAUAAUCAUUGAUAGUUACAAGGACGGACUGGAACGGAUAUCCUUCAUUCAUCCGAAACUAAUGGCAUUGCAGUAUCCUAUUUUGUUUCCUAAUGGUGAAGAUGGUUAUCAUGACCAAAUUCCAUUUGAAAAAAAUGGAAACAACUCCAACAAUUCUCAUGAAUACAUCUCCAUGAAAGACUACUACUAUAAAUUUCAAGUCAGGGAGAGUGAAGGGAUGACUGCACGUUUGGGUGGUCGGUUGUUUCAGCAAUAUAUGGUGGAUGCUUUUUCAUCCAUUGAGCAAACUCGCCUUUGGUGGUUCCGUAUUAAUCAGACUACUUUACGAAAUGAGUUAUAUACUCAUAUUUGUGAUUCACUACGUAAAGGAAAUUCUGAUUCCUCUAAGGUCGGUAAAGGUAUUAUUCUUCCAAGUAGCUAUGUUGGCUCCAAAAGGUACAUGCAAGAAAACUUUCAGGAUGCCUUAGCUGUAUGUCGGCAUGUAGGACAUCCUGAUGUCUUUCUAACAAUGACAACAAACCCUCUCUGGGAUGAGAUACAGAAAAUGAUGUCUUUUUUGCCACAUUGUAAGGUUGAGAACUAUCCUGACAUUAUAUCUAGAGUCUUCAAACUCAAACUUGAUCAGUUAACAAAUGACAUUAAAAAAAAUGGUCAUUUUGGGAAAUGUAUAGGAGGUACAUUCUCUAUCAACAUGCCUAUGUUAUUUUAA
Daucus carota subsp. sativus is the source of this 2010-nucleotide messenger RNA. RefSeq lists its product as uncharacterized. Lineage: Eukaryota; Viridiplantae; Streptophyta; Magnoliopsida; Apiales; Apiaceae. The record is from RefSeq and is a predicted model, not a curated record. The transcript is spliced from 8 exons. Bases 1 to 2010 code for a protein of 669 amino acids.